GAGAAAACAAAAAUAGAGAAACAUGUCAAAACAAUAAUAACAACAAUUAAUGUGUCAAACAGUCAAAAUAACAACAAUAAAACUUGAGUUAAAAAAUCAGCUGGUAUAUAAUGUAUAUAAUUUAAUAAUAAUUAUUGAUUAAUUUAUUGACUUUUAUAAUGUACACAUUAUUGAGUGGUUUUUAUAAAUAUUUAGUACAAAAAGAUGAAUAUUACAUACUCAUUUUGGGACUUGAUAAUGCUGGAAAAACAACUUAUUUAGAAGCAGCUAAGACAAAAUUUACUAAAAAUUAUAAAGCAAUGAAUCCAAGUAAAAUAACAACAACUGUUGGUUUAAAUGUUGGAAAAAUUGAUACUGCUGGUGUAAGAUUAAAUUUUUGGGAUCUUGGUGGACAAGAAGAGCUUCAAUCAUUAUGGGAUAAGUAUUAUGCUGAAUCUCAUGCAGUCAUUUACAUUGUUGAUUCAUCAGAUCGUGAUAGAAUACCAGAUUCAAAACAAACAUUUGAUCGUGUUAUAUCAUCAGAACAUUUAACAGGUGUUCCAUUACUGGUUCUUGCAAAUAAACAAGACAUAUUAGACUCAAUGGGAAUCAGAGAAGUUAAACCAAUAUUUAAUGAAAAUGCACAUUUAAUUGGAAGAAGAGACUGCAUGGUUAUGCCGGUAUCAGCAUUAGAAGGAGAUGGAGUUGAUGAAGGAAUUCAUUGGCUUGUUGAUUGUGUUAAAAGAAAUAACGAUUCAAGACCUCCAAGAAAUCAUGAAGACAAUUGUUUGUCAUGAUAAAAAAAAAUUUUUUUUUAAUUUCUAAAUUAUACAACGGUAUAUAUUUUAUUUAAAUUAUAUUCUUACUUUAUUUUUUAUAUUUAUAAAAAAUAAAAUUUCAAGAUAAAAAAAUAAUUAUGUAUAGUUUUUGAUUUUUCGUUUGAAAAAAAAGAACAAAUAUGAUAAUAAAAGUGUAUACACAGUUUGUUUCUAUCAGUUAGAUAAAAAGAUAAGAUAAACAUAAAAAACAAUUUUUUUUUAUCAUUUUUUGAUGAGUUUAUUGUAACUUGUUCUUGAUUCUAUGUCAUAAAAAUAAUAUAUUUAAUUAUUCUUCAAGUUUAUU
Molecule: messenger RNA, 1101 nt
Organism: Aphidius gifuensis
Lineage: Eukaryota; Metazoa; Arthropoda; Insecta; Hymenoptera; Braconidae
Gene: Arfrp1
Product: ADP-ribosylation factor-related protein 1
Exons: 5
Coding region: 159-776 (205 amino acids)
Biological process (GO): Golgi to plasma membrane protein transport; intracellular protein transport; protein localization to organelle
Cellular component (GO): Golgi apparatus
Molecular function (GO): GTP binding; GTPase activity
Source: RefSeq, a predicted model, not a curated record